UCUUGAGGUUUGGUUUAGAUCAUCUUUGGACUGUGUUCUUGCUUCAACAGUGUUUGAACGGAACAGAGUCUGUACUGUGAGACUUUUAAUUUUUUUCCUUUGAAAAUUUUUUGUCAUCUGCUGUCAUUAACAACUAGCUACUGAAAUGGAGUCUCAGGUCCGCCAGAACUACCACACUGAAUGUGAAGCUGCGAUUAAUCGCCAGAUCAACAUGGAGCUGACUGCCUCCUAUGUUUAUUUGUCUAUGUCUUGUUUCUUUGACCGAGAUGAUGUGGCACUGAAACACUGCUCCAAGUUUUUCAAGGAACAGUCUCAUGAGGAGAGAGAACAUGCUGAGAAACUAAUGAAGUUCCAAAACAAACGUGGUGGCCGUAUAUUUCUCCAGGAUAUCAAGAAACCUGAACGAGAUGAGUGGGGUAAUGUGCUAGAAGCCAUGAUGUGUGCACUGGAGCUGGAGAAGACUGUGAAUAGGAGCCUGCUGGACCUACACAAUCUGGCUACAGAGAAGGCUGACCCUCAUCUGUGUGACUUUCUGGAGAGCCACUAUCUGGAAGAACAAGUUGAAGCCAUCAAGAAGCUGGGAGACUACAUCACCAACUUGAAGCGUGUGGGUGCUCCCCAGAAUGGGCUGGGCGAGUACCUCUUUGACAAAUACACCUUGGGAAGCAGCAGCUAAGUCAUCCAAAUGGAAUACAUGCCAACAGAGUUGUCAAAGCAUUUUAAAUACUGACCUUAUUCUGGCAAUUUGUUAAGGCUAAACAGUGUGUUGCCAUCUGUGCCACCCAAAAUAAAUAAAUAAAAAUCAAGAGUUUAA
Protopterus annectens (West African lungfish) is the source of this 814-nucleotide messenger RNA. Its product is annotated as ferritin heavy chain A-like. Gene Ontology annotation, cellular component: cytoplasm. The record is from RefSeq and is a predicted model, not a curated record. The transcript is spliced from 4 exons. Gene Ontology annotation, biological process: intracellular iron ion homeostasis; iron ion transport. NCBI's taxonomy places the organism in Eukaryota, Metazoa, Chordata, Ceratodontiformes, Protopteridae. The coding region runs from base 146 to 676 and encodes 176 amino acids. Gene Ontology annotation, molecular function: ferrous iron binding; ferric iron binding.